AUGACCAAAAAGAAGAAAAAUGAAUGCGAAAACGAAACUCUAGAACCAAAUACUCAAAUUAGCGUAAGUGAAACGAGUACCAAAAAAACUAUUGUCAAAGAGAAUUAUUAUCUUAAACAGCUUUUGGAAGAAAAGGAAAAAUUUAUAUAUCAGUUGGUAAAUGAAAACCGUAGACUACAGGAAGCAUAUGACUUGAUUUCUGCCAACAUAGUAGAGAAGGAAUCCGUUGUAUCUACUUUGGCUAUUGUAACUGAUCAACUAGAACAGCUUGAGAAAAGAACAGACUUGCAAUUUUUUGUCAUUAAACCACCACGCUAAUCGUCUGGUAAGGAACAUGAAUUUACAUAAGGAGAAACAGUACCUCCCAACGUACUUGAUAGUGCAGUACCAAUAGACAACAAGUUCCAUCUCAUUGUAUGAGUUUGUGAAAAGAAUUCACAAAUGAUCUCCAUGAUAGAGACUAACCCUAGGAAGAACCAGACAAAGCCC
This is a messenger RNA of Acanthoscelides obtectus, 489 nucleotides long. The record is from the annotation of a GenBank genome assembly. Lineage: Eukaryota; Metazoa; Arthropoda; Insecta; Coleoptera; Chrysomelidae.